ACUUACCCAGGAUUCACCCCACACCUGCUUACUCUGGAGGGACAUUUCCACCUCCCUUUCUACCGAGAGUUCUUCAUGGCUUCUGGUGCUGUAAGUGCAACUCGAGAGAGCAUGGACUACCUCUUGGGUCGUGAGGGUUCUGGUCGCGCUCUCUGCCUGGUUGUGGGCGGGGCAAAGGAGGCGCUUGAUUGCCAUCCUGGACAGGUCAUUCUGCACCUGAGCAAGCGCAAGGGCUUCUGUAAGAUGGCCCUGAGACAUGGAGCCUCACUGGUACCCAUGUUCUCCUUUGGUGAGAAUGACGUCUAUGACCAAAUUGCGAAUCCCGAAGGAUCACUCAUCCGUCGCAUCCAGAACAGCGUGCAGAAGAUGAUAGGACUGGCCCCUUGCAUGUUCAUUGGCCGAGGAGUGUUCCAGUACAGCUUUGGUAUUGUCCCAUUCCGCAAGCCCAUAUACACAGUGGUUGGCGCCCCCAUUGACGUUCCCCUCGUCAAAAAUCCCACGAAGGAACAGAUCGUGAACUUGCACGAGACUUAUGUGAACGCUGUCGUUGAUUUGUAUAAUAAGUACAAAGAUCGGUAUUCUGAGCAUCCAGAGUGCAAGAUCACCAUUGUUUGAGGAAUCCAAAGUGUUAUAUACAUAUAUAUGUGUCCAAUGUAAUUUGAGAGCUGUUGUUAUUGCAAAUGUUUUUGUUCUGUGCUUGUUAUAUGGUCAGUUUUUAUUUUUCAUUCUUAAAUGCCAACAAAAGGAUGAGACACAAAUUAGUUUGAAGUUAAGUUCAUUAUAGACUAUACUAGGUUAAAGUUAUUUUUCUAAUGCAUUUCUAGAUGCCAAUGUAUAAGGUUUCUUCCCUCUGGCUGUGACCAAAUGUGCUAUGCUUUCUGUAGCAAAUUCCAAAUGGAACAAAAAUUUAUAUUGAUAUUAUAUAGACCAGAGUAAAAAAAAAAUUGUGAAAUUGGAUCUCAUAGCAUGUUUUUGUUUUUAUUUACACAUACUGAUUAUUUGUUCAACAUAAGCAUUUAUAAAUUUUAAUAAAUUUGUUUGUGAUACUGGUUAUGUAGUGUUUUUUGUUUUUGUUUUUCCAUAUCUUUCCUUUUCCACUUUUCUUUUUGUAGUUGAAGCAUCAUACUCAUAAUUUUUUGAGAGUGCCAAUAAAAAUAUAGCCCACUAUAGUAAUUGCUUUUGAGAGAUUUAUUUUUCCAAUAGACAUCUGCUAAAACGUGUAACGUGUCUCAAGACUUAUUUAUUUGUGUAGUCAAGAUUCAUUUUUAUGUUAAUUAAAAAAUAUAUAUUCAUAUGUUGCCUUUUUAUGGAAGAGAUUUAUUAAAGGUUGAAUAAUCAUGGAAAUUGUCUCCAGUAAACUACUUAAUUUUUCUGUGUAUACCUUUCUGUGUUCACAUACAUGAGCAUGUGUAUCAUCCCAGAGUGAGGGAGUAAAGCCUUGUCCAGACCAAGAUACAUUGUACUGAAACAAUUUGACAACAGUGUAUAAAUAGUUUAGCAAUACUGUAUCUGUGCUGUCCAGAUACAGUUGCUCAGCAGCUGAGUAGCAUUCCAAAAUUUUUGCUUUGCAGUUUAGCAACUUGUGAAGCAGUCAUGAAACACGAGCAACUUUAUCCAGUGACUGUUGUGAGGUAUUCAAGAUACAAUGGCACCAAUUUGUUUAUGAACUGUUUCAUGACUUGCUGAAUAGUUACACAGUGCUGUACAUCCAGACCAAGCUAGACUUAACCUCCCACAAAUUGGGAGUGGAACUUUACAACUCAUAAUGAUGCCAGAAAAAUUAUUAAUAGUUUAUCACGCAGCUGUAUUGCCUUGCAUUACUUGGUACUGUCAGAAGCCUAGUAUUUCUAUUUUUAUUAUACAUUGUAGGUAGUGUCAAGAGGUAGAUGACUUAGAAUAAAUGUGCUGUCAGUUUAACCUGCUUGUGACCAUAUGAUUUUCUAUGCUAUAUUCGUCAAGUUCAAGGACAUACUGAGAAUGGUAUAUGGUGACAAGUUUCAGCUGCACUUUAAAAUAGAAGCGAUGUAAAUAUAGUGACUGUAUAAGUUGAUAGCUCAUUAAUACAAAAUUAAUUGCUUCUUGACAUAACAUAAUAUUUUCAAAAUACCAAAUAUGAAGGCUUCUGACAACACUAAGCCAUGUGAGUCAGUACAGUUGCAUGAGAGGUAAAUUUCUGCCAGCAUUGUGCUAUCUCAGUACAUCUGCCCAAUAGGAUCCUAUUUUUUCUGUUCUAUUGGGCUUUUUCCUCUUUCCUGCUAGUGCAACACUUCAUUAAAUAUGUAGUGACUAGUCUGCAGUAUAUAUGUGAUUUAACUUUUCAGCAUAAUGUAGAUUCUGUAAAUUCCAUGGUAUGUGUAUUUUCCUGUAGUUGAUCACACACUAUUUACAGCAAACCCUCUUCCAAUCACAAGUCAGCUUAUGAUUGACCAAUGGCCAACAGAUGGUGAUAAGUCAUGUUGCCCAUAACUUUGUUUCAUGUUUCCCAUAUCCACUGAGAAACACACAAACAGGCUAAAUCCUGUCUUGGAACUCUUCAGCAACCUUUGUGAAACCAAAUUGGAUUGUUGCUCAACGGUGAGUGACUUUUCAGAUACAAGACAUUUUUUGAUUUGUUGAGCAACUGUUUCAGAUACAGUAUUGAUCAACAAUGUAUCUUGGUCUGGAGUAGGCUUAAGAGAAUGUUAUUGUGCAUAUGAUGUAUUCCUAGAAUGCCUGAAAAAUUAAAUGACAUGAACAUAUAGUUUUUAGAUCAAGUAAUGUGUUUGAGCUAACAAAUGAUUACAUUGUUUUGUUUUAAUUCUGUGCAGUGAACACAGAUCAGGUUUAAAAAGAAAGCGUAUGAAUUAGACUGCUUUCAACAGGUCUCAUAUUGUAGUUUGUUUAUGUAAAGAUGCAGGUUAUUCUAUGUUGCUUGUUUGGUUCAGAGUUUGAAUUAUGAAGAACAAAUGAAGACUGUAGACAGAUGCUACCAGUUAAGAUCCAAGAUCAGUUUAAUUGAAUUAGUCUUAGAAUUUUUGUACCUUUCAUUAACUAUUUGCAUCUUGAUCUAAUGAAGGUAAAUAUAUCAUUAAAGUCAUCAAGUGUGAAUGAGAUUCAACUGGAUUACACCAUGUUACAUAAUUGCCUUGUUUGUUGAAGGUAAUAAAGUUUGUUUGCUUAAGUAUAAUCCAUUUAGAUAGGGAUUUAUUUUUAUAUCAGCAUUUUUCUUGUCUUUCAAAAUUCAAGACUUUUUUUGAUAAAACUGCUUUUAUGUUGAAAACUAAUUUAAUUUUAAAGGCUGUUACAGCAAUUGGUAGGGAAAUUAUUGGUCAUAGUUAAAGACUAUAUAUUUUAGUGGAUAGAUAAUUUUUUUGAAAAAUAAUAUAUUUUAUUUGUUGGUUUGGUUUGUUGGGACCUUAGACACAUGAUUAUGGAGCAUACUCAAAAACAUGUCAGUUGUGUCCAAUUUUGUAUGCAAACUAAAAAAA
Molecule: messenger RNA, 3467 nt
Organism: Penaeus monodon (black tiger shrimp)
Lineage: Eukaryota; Metazoa; Arthropoda; Malacostraca; Decapoda; Penaeidae
Product: 2-acylglycerol O-acyltransferase 2-B-like
Biological process (GO): triglyceride biosynthetic process
Cellular component (GO): endoplasmic reticulum membrane
Molecular function (GO): diacylglycerol O-acyltransferase activity
Source: RefSeq, a predicted model, not a curated record